This is a messenger RNA of Candida tropicalis MYA-3404, 1452 nucleotides long. RefSeq names its product RNA-dependent ATPase. Gene Ontology annotation, molecular function: RNA helicase activity; nucleic acid binding; ATP binding. Lineage: Eukaryota; Fungi; Ascomycota; Pichiomycetes; Serinales; Debaryomycetaceae. The record is from RefSeq and is a predicted model, not a curated record. Bases 1 to 1452 code for a protein of 483 amino acids. The transcript has a single exon.
AUGUCUUCUAAAGGUGUAUCUAAAAAGAAAGUAAAACCAUCAAAAACCAUCGAUGCAACUAAAAAAUUAGCAGAAAAGAUCAAACAACAAGCAUUAAAGAAACAACAAGAAAAAGAAUCAUCAUCAUCUACAACCACAUCAACUCCAGAACCAAGUUCAUCAUCGAUAACAACUAUUGAUCCAGAUGCUGAAUUAAAAUUUAAAACAUUUAAAGAAUUAAAUCUUGUUCCGGAUUUAUUAGAAUCUAUUGAAAAUAUGAAAUUCACUAAACCAACACCAAUUCAAUCAGAAUCUAUUCCUCAUGCAUUAGAAGGUAAAGAUAUUAUUGGAUUAGCACAAACAGGUUCGGGUAAAACUGCAGCAUUUGCUAUACCUAUAUUACAAUCCUUAUGGCAUGCUCAACAACCUUAUUUUGGAUUAGUUUUAGCACCUACUAGAGAAUUAGCAUUUCAAAUUAAAGAAACUUUUGAUGCUUUAGGUAGUUCAAUGGGAUUAAGAUCAAGUUGUAUUGUUGGAGGUAUGGAUAUGAUGGAUCAAGCAAGAGAUUUAAUGAGAAAACCUCAUAUUAUUGUUGCCACACCUGGUAGAAUAAUGGAUCAUUUAGAACAUACUAAAGGAUUUACAUUGAAAAAUUUGAAAUAUUUAGUUAUGGAUGAAGCUGAUAGAUUAUUAGAUAUGGAUUUUGGACCAGCUUUAGAUAAGAUUUUAAAAGUUAUUCCAACUAAGAGAACAACUUAUUUAUUUUCAGCAACAAUGACUAAUAAAAUUGAAAAAUUACAAAGAGCUUCAUUACAUAAUCCAGUAAGAGUUGCAGUAUCUUCAAAAUAUCAAACUGCUGAUAAUUUAGUACAAUCAAUGAUGUUAGUUAAUGAUGGAUAUAAAAAUACUAUUUUAAUUCAUUUAUUAAAUGAAUUUAUGAGUAAAUCAAUUAUUGUAUUUACAAGAACUGUGGCACAUGCACAAAGAACUGCAUUACUUGCAAGAAUUUUAGGAUUUAAUGCUGUUCCAUUACAUGGUCAAUUAUCUCAAUCACAAAGAUUAGGUUCAUUAAAUAAAUUUAAAUCAAAUACUGCAAAUAUUUUAAUUGCUACUGAUGUUGCCGCUAGAGGUUUAGAUAUUCCUUCUGUUGAUGUUGUUAUAAAUUAUGAUAUUCCUACUGAUUCAAAAGCUUAUAUUCAUAGAGUUGGUAGAACUGCAAGAGCUGGUAGAUCAGGUAAAUCCAUUUCUUUAAUUACUCAAUAUGAUUUAGAAAUGUAUUUACGUAUCGAAAGUGUAUUGGGUUAUAAAUUACCAAAAGAAGAUAAACCUCCAAAAGAAGUAUUGGAUGCUUUACAUAUACAUGUUGAUAAAGCUACAGCUGAAGCUAUUCGACAAACUAAAGAAUUACAUGAAAAAAGAGGUGGUAAUAAUAGAAGAAGAAAUAAAGAUGAUGCUGAUAGAGAAGAAAGAUAA